UGUUGUUGUCGUAAUGUAAACGUCAAAUGUCAGAGUUGAAACAAAAAUAUUUUUAAUUUAUUUAUUUGAAUCAGAAUGCAGUAACGAAUUGGUUUAAUUAAUCACAUUUGAUUUGGAGUAUCGCCAGUAUGAGUUUUUGAGACGGAAAGUGCUUAGUUUUUUAGUUAGGAAAUGGCACCGCCCCCUGUUGUAACAGGGCUGAGCCCUAACGAGGGGCUUCCAGGGACUAGGAUUACAAUACGAGGGGAGAAUUUCGGGUCAAAACCCACAGAUUUGAUAGGUUUGUCAAUUUGCGGCUUUGAUUGUCUUUUGUCGGCCGAGUGGAAAUCCCCCAAUAAAAUAAUCGCGAUUUCGGGGCCCGUGAAGGGCAAAGGUGAUGUGAUAGUGACGACAAGACUGGGGGGUGUAGGCACUUGUAACGUCACAUUUAAAGGGUACCACGAGACCAUCGGUCCAAUGAAAGAGAGUGCGGUUUGGGUAGAAGAAACCACCCCCUUGUUUGUAUGGGGGCGCCACUCCUUGUCCCCCAGUAGUUACCAACAGGAGGACCCGUUAGGUCUCUCCGUUGAAGGCAAUGACAAAAAAUUCCCCGAAGAUGAUUUAAUGACAUACUUUCCCGAUAAAUCGGGCGACAUUGCCUCUGGAAAUUUUUCACCAGGGUGGUUCCUUCUGGAAAAUCAUCACGCAACGUCGUUCAAUGAUCUACAGGCCGGGUUGAAUUUUUUGAGGCGCAAGGUGGAAGGGCAGAAGGAGGGCCAAUUGUCGUUUUUGAAGGCAAAUAUUGGCUCGGUUAUGGACCAAAUUGACACUCUUGUCAAUUUAAAGGAGAAAAUUGAGGCCGAUGUCGCCAAAUUCGGGACCGAGCCAACGCUCAAGCUCGAAAAAUCAAUAAAAGAAUCUGAAAGGGAAGGUAGGAAAUUGUUUGACGACGUGCUAGCGCGGCGAGACCGAGCCGAAAAGACUCGAAACGCGCUAAACGUGUUAGCCCGGUUUAGGUUCUUGUUUUGCCUCCCGUGUGUAAUAGAUAGGAACAUAAAGAAAGGUGAAUACGAUAUCGUAAUCAACGAUUACAUACGAGUCAAAAAUUUAUUCAACAAAACUGAUGUGCCUAUAUUUAAGUCUGCACUUAAUGAAGUGGACAAACGAAUAGCCGACCUUAAAAAGAAGCUCCUUACCGACUUACAAACAAUGCCAAUAACUGUAGAGCAACAGAAACGCUUAAUUAGAUACUUAGUGAAUUUAGACUGUACCGAGGACCCAGCUUGGCGGGCCAUCGAGAGCCGCUCAGCUUACAUCAACAAAAACAUAAAGCAGAUUUAUGGCGAGCACAAUGUCGAGAAACCCGAUCCGAGAUCGAAGUCAAACUCGACGUCGAAAUACUCGAAAUACAACCCUCCGCCUCAGAACGACUUAAACACAGUUCCGGCAAACGUGAAUUUUAUUGACGAAAUUUGCCUCAGUAUUUCGGAAACGUUCCCAGACUUGUGGAAAAUCGGCCAGGCUUAUUUCUCGGGUGAAUUGCGAGUCAAAAUCGAACCCGGACGCCACGUCGAAUUUAAACACAUUGUUAUGACAAUAAUGGAGAGUUUUUGCAAAUCAAUCCGGUCGUCUUUGAUCCCCAACACUCUCGAUAAGGCCGAUAAAAGCGCGCUCGGGUCUUGGACAAUCCCCGAACUUGAGGAGGUGGCGCCGUUCUUGCCCGAAAUUUUACGAUGUGUGCGCUCGACUUACAUCGCUUUAAUUAAGUUAGAUUUGCCGAGUGAGGCUCUGGAUAUUGUCUCGUCGCUUUUACUCGACUUGCGGAUACACUGUAUGAGUACUUUAUUCAAGCAAGCGGCCGAACAAAUCAAGCAGUUGAACGAGAACUGGAAAAUUGAUUUUAGUGGGAACCACGUUGGGAUAACCGAACUGCCAAUCAAAUUCGAGCGCAUCAUCCAAGACGUGAUCCAAAUCGUUAAGGAAUCGGUUUUAUCGACGGAGCAGCGCGAAACACCUCUCUUGGAAAAUCCGACUGCGCAUAAAGAGUUGGAUAAACAGAUCGAAGCAGUUUUAGUGUCGUUUCACAACGUUUUGAACAAUUUAUCGUCGGAUGAGAGUUGUGAUGACGAUGAGGAUACGUCACCUGUCGUCUCGCAACUAAUCGGAACUCCGAUCAAUGGCUAUAGAACGAAUUAUACCAAUAAUAAUAUGCCGAUUUGGGAGCACCGUCUUUUAAUAACACUCUCGAAUUGCCUCUAUGCCAAAAACGUGGUCUUUGACACCAUUUUACGGAAGUUCAAGGAGAGUGGUUUCCCGGCACCGGAAACGCCAGUCAAAAACGCCAAAGAUAAGUUGGAUGUGCUCGAAAAAACGAUCCUUGAGAAGUAUUUGGAACAGAAAAGUGAUCCUUUAGUUGGCACAAUCGAACCCUCAAUGUAUUUAGGCCGAUUUGAUUGGGACAUUGAAAUAACCCCCAAUAAUAUAAGGCCCUAUGCAAAGGAGUGCAUCAAUAACGUGAUCCAUGUCCACUCUGAAGUUAACAGUAUUUCGUCUUCUCUACUAGAAAGCGUACUUCCUCAAGUAGUCCUAACGAUAGCCGAAGAGUUAUACCGACUGAUGUCCUGUGUUCAGAAGUUUAGCAAAGGCGGGGCACAACAAGCCAGAGCCGACAUAAGCGCACUGCAAAUUUUUUUCGACCAUUACUCGACACCUAAAGCUCGGAGCUACUUUCAGGAAGCUUUAGAUAUUAUUCCUCCGCUUGAAAACUCCGAAGCCACUGUGGUGCAGGAUAUUUUGAGACAGUGCAGGGCCCGCAUGAGGAUACAACUCCUGUGUCUAACGUCACACGCAAACGGGCCAGUCAAGAAAAGAUCUCAUUAACUCGACAAGCUUAGUAACUGUGAUUCUAUUGCUCAUUAUUUUUCCAAUAACUAUUUGUACAUAAAGUAAGAUGCCUUGAAGACGAAGUAAUAAUAGGGUGUAUUUCGUGUACAGUUUCAGUUGUAAUUUAUCGUGGUUAACUUUUGUUCUAGGGUGUACAAUAAUUUUGUGUAAAAUGUAAUAAAAGAUUAACUUAUUUAAAA
Messenger RNA from Tribolium castaneum (red flour beetle), 3062 nucleotides. It is a transcript of the gene Sec5, whose product is annotated as Secretory 5. The transcript has 9 exons. The record is from RefSeq and is a predicted model, not a curated record. NCBI's taxonomy places the organism in Eukaryota, Metazoa, Arthropoda, Insecta, Coleoptera, Tenebrionidae. Bases 172 to 2859 code for a protein of 895 amino acids. Gene Ontology annotation, cellular component: exocyst. Gene Ontology annotation, biological process: Golgi to plasma membrane transport; exocytosis.